Messenger RNA from Dendrobium catenatum, 4311 nucleotides. RefSeq names its product serine-rich adhesin for platelets. NCBI's taxonomy places the organism in Eukaryota, Viridiplantae, Streptophyta, Magnoliopsida, Asparagales, Orchidaceae. Bases 79 to 3819 code for a protein of 1246 amino acids. The record is from RefSeq and is a predicted model, not a curated record. The transcript is spliced from 13 exons.
GUCGACGGUAAACAAACCCUCCCUCUCGCCGUUCCCUCUCGCGCCCCGUCCCCAAGGCGAACGUCCUCGUUUCUUGCGAUGUUGGGCAAGCUCGGAAGGGGCAGUAACUUUUCCGGUAAGAGGGCCCCCUCUAUGCCCGUGCAACUUCACCGGACUGGCGAGACCGGUGGCACACGAAACCCGAUCGGAGCGCCUGCGCCGGCGCGGGUCCGCCCCGGUCCUCAAACUGUGGCAGGCGCAGUGCCAGGGCGAGAGGAGACCUUCUCCCUGGAGCCGGGAGAGCUCGACUUCGGCGCCAUCAUUCGGCUUACGCCUGACAUCAUCGAGGAGAUCAGGCGUCUUGAGGCGCAGGGAGGGUCUGCGAAGAUCAAAUUCGAUGCAAACGCGAACAACGCUGCUGGAAACGUUGUUGAAGUUGGUGGGAAGGAGUUCAGGUUUACAUGGUCACAAGAGCUUCCUGGCCUAUGUGAUAUUUAUGAGGAGCGUAGAAAUGGGGAUGAUGGUGAUGGAUUGCUUGUUGAGUGUGGUGCUGCAUGGAGAAAGUUGAAUGUACAACGAAUUUUGGAUGAGUCUACAAAAAACCAUGUGAAAAUGCGGUCUGAGGAGGCUAAGCGAGUCAAUAAUUCUCGAAAGGCUAUUGUGUUAGAUCCAACAAAUCCUUCUGUGAAGAGUCAGGCAAAAUCUAUGGCUGCAGCUGCAGUUGAAGGUAACAUGCGGGGAAUGGGUUGGAAGCACAAGAAGGAAAUGUUAUUCAAGAAACCUAAAGUUGAGAACAAGCAAGGAGUGGCAGCAGUAUCUCAAACUAAGUCAGUUUCCAAAUCAGCUAUAGUUUCAAAUGGUAACUUCAAAGGCAUUCCAUCACCCAUACCAUCUCCUCAGCAGCCCCGGCCACGAGCCCUACUGUCUACUUCCGGAACUGGUAAUGCACUAAGAGGUGAUAUGAACACUGGAGAAAUCAAUCCCACCUUAAAUAUAAAUAAAGAGGAAAUUGAAGUUCUUGAAAGAGAAGUGCUUACUAGAGUUUCCCGUGGAUCCAUGCAAGACAUAAAUGGGCAUGAGGGGGGACAGACUGACCCCUCAAUUGAUUUGAGAAGCAUGUUGAUAACAUUGCUCACACAAAAUCCGAAGGGGAUGAGUUUGAAGGCAUUGGAAAAAGCGGUUGGAGAAAGGUUUCCCAACUCUGUGAAAAGGAUUGAGAUUGUACUGAAAACUAUUGCCAUUUUCCAAGCACCAGGAAGGUAUUUCUUAAAACAAGGAGGACAAGUAGAAAGCUCUAAAAAAUGUUCUGAAGGUGGAAGUUCUCCAGAAUGCUUAAACAAGCAAACCACUAGAGCUGCUUCAGUAUUGUCCGAGAAAGCCAAUGAUGAAAGUUUGGAUCAAGAAACUCUAAGCUCAAAGCAUGGAGAAGGACCCGAUCUCUUCGAGGGGAUUGAUAGAAUGCAUGAUUCUGAAGAUCCAUUAGAUAUAGAAGGGGAGAUCAGAGGCAGUAGCGUGGUAAGAGCCAGCAGCUCUAGUGAAAGUGCGAGUGACAGUGACAGUGAAAGUGAUAGCAGUAGUGAGAGUGGCAGUGGAAGUAAAAGCGGAAGCCCUGCAGGAAGUGGCAGUGCAAGUAGCAGCGAUAGUGAGACUAAUGGCUCCUCCAGCAGCAAGGAGGUAUCUGACAUGGAUGUAGAUAUCAUGACCAGUGAUGAUGACAAGGGGGUUGCUGCACAAAGAAUGGAUGCAACCAUGUCAACUUUAUCAAAGUUGCCUGGUGUUUGGACAUCUGGUGGUGAAUAUGACAUAAACGACAGCGUUGAAAGUGAUCAAAAGGCAAAUGCUGCAUCUCCCGCCCUAGAUUUUGUAGGUACGGACGAAAGAGUGAACUCUGUUUCAGAUGCUAAAAAUCUCAUUAUUGGUAGAAGCACCAAGUCAAUUGAGAAGCAGGAAGCAAAAACUGUUGAAAGCAUUGAUUCUUAUAUGCAGCAAUCAAAGUCUAGGUCUUCUGUUGAUGGAAUACAGUUUUCUAAAGAUCACAACCAGGUUAUGGAAAACCAGCAUGCAUCAUCUUUUGUAAAUUCUUGCAAUGAUGGAGACAAGUUUUUCGGGAGAAAAGCUUCUAACGAGAAGCAAAUCUUGAUGAAGGAUGGAACUGGUGAUCAACCAGGCAAUCGUGAAAGAGUUCCCAAAACAAGCAGUAAAAGGACUUCUAAUGCAGAAUACCUGCAGGAGAAACCUAAAAAUGCCAAGAGGAUGAAGGCUUCAAGUUCAGCUGAAACCUCUUUUGGAAAAGAGAAGGGUGCUCUUUCUUCAGAAAACUUGUGCUAUUUGUCUCCUGAAAGAUAUAGGCACUUGGAGCAGAAGAUAAAGAUGACCAAUAAUCAGCAAAAAGAUGAGAAAAGCGAAGCUGAUUUACUGGAAGGAAGCCUUUUGGAGCAUGCUAGAUCUGCUGCAUCUGGAAGCACUGAUAGGGUGCAGAGUAGUCCAGAUUUUAGAGAUGCUGCCAAUUUAGCUGUGGAACAAUCAAGCCGAAAAGUUGCUGAUUCCAGCAGGAGAAAGAAAACUUUGGAUGUUGAGAAACCGGCUAAAUAUGCUGAAAGUUUUGGAAGAGCUAAUAAACCUCUGCAAACUGUGUGUGGCCCAACAGACUCUGAUGCAUCUACUCUGAAAAACAGUUCUUUGGACAGAAUUUCAACUGUAAAGGGAAAGCCUGAUGAAAAUAGUGAUAGCCCCGAAAAACAUCGUGCUAAAAUUACCAAGGAAAUCUUUGUAGGAGAGAAAACAUUGUCUGCCCCGGACCAAAUCAAUCGGAAAUCUACUGAUGGUUAUAUAUCAGAUCUGCACAAUUCUGAUGUGAAUGGGAAAGGAAAUGUUCUUAGAAGAGAGCUUUCUGAUCUAGAAUUAGGCGAACUUUGUGAGCCUCUUACAGAAGUAAUGGGUGAAGAUAAAAGACAAUUUGAGAGAAACAACUCUUUCAAGAAAAUGGACAACAGGGCAACAGUUUCUGAAGCAAAUACUGCUGAUGUAAACAUGGGAAAAAGUGAUGUAAAUGCUUUCUCAGAAUCAAAGAGGCAAUCACCCAACAGAUUUAGAGAAGGCGUCAAUGGAAAGGUGUCAAAUGAUGGUCUAGAUUUGUCUAGAUCCCAGUCAAGAUUAGUGCAGGCCCAGUUUCGGCAAUCUUCAAGAAUGGAUGUUGCUGAAGACAAGUGUGUAGAAUCCGGUGGCAAAAAUGGGACAAGAACUGACCAGUUGCUUGGCUUAGAGAAUGAAGCUAGUGGUCCUAAGAAAUAUGCUUCCAGCAGAAUGCUAAAAGAUGACAAUAGACAUGACGGUUUGGUUGAUCGUAAAAUCGUUAAGGAGUCUAAAUCUCAAAAAUCAAAUGGAUUGAAGGGAUCUACAGAUAGAGGUAUUGAUGUUUCUAUGACAUAUAAUAACACUGAAAGCAGCAGGAAAAGCUUGGAAUCUUCUUCUGAUGAAGAGAACGCCCCUUACAUGAAAUAUGAAAAGGAUGCGCUAUGUCUUGGAGGCCCGAUUAAGGAUUUUUCGAUGUACAAAGAUUAUGUGCGAGUGUUUCAGGAAAGAUAUAGUCAUUACUGCUCCUUGAACAAGAAACUGGAGAAAACCCGGAAUGACUUUCUCAAAGUUGGGGAUGACAUUGAGCUUGCCAGAGGAAGGGACAUGGAAGAAUACUACAAACUUGUGGAAAAACUUAGACAAAUGUACCAUCAACGGGGAGAGAGACAUAAGGAAAUGAAGAAGAUUUUCAUCUUGUUGCAUGAUGAGUUGAAGACAUUAAAACAGAGAAUUAAGGAUUUUGCUGCGGCACAUUCAGGAGAAUGACAAGUACUCGAGUUCUUUUCAAGAAGCGUCUGGAUCUCUAGAAGCUGGGUUUGCUAUGAAACCAGUUGUGUAUAUUACAUAAAAAAUAUCAAAGCCUUCCAAAGAAAGAGUAGAUAGUGAUAUCCAUCCAUGGCUCUUCUUGUUCACCAUUGUUAGAGCUUCAAGGCCACCAGAAUUACGUCUGCGGUGUUCCCUAUGAGCAGUUUCUCUUUGGACUGCAGGCGAAGGUUUCCUUCCAGUUUUGUACCGAGAAAAUUUUGAGGUUAAGUCAUUGUGAUGGAGAAGAAGGAGAAAAAUCAGAUUUGUUUUUGUAAAGGUUGGUUGCUGGUACAGCGUUUCAAAAUGUAAAUUAUUUGAUAAUUAACAGCUAACGAUUCAAUUGAAAAUAAAAUUAUUUGUAAUUAUUGGAUUUGUUUAGUGGGAGAGAUGUAGGCCACUUGGGCCUAUGGUUUUUAAAUUUUCUUUGUAAGAAGAGCAUGUUAUUUUUUUUUU